CAUGGAGCUGCUGGAGGAGGAUCUCACCUGUCCCAUCUGCUGUAGCCUGUUUGAUGAUCCUCGUGUCCUGCCCUGCUCCCAUAACUUCUGCAGGAAGUGUCUGGAAGGGAUUCUGGAGGGCAACGUGCGGAACGUGCUCUGGAGGCCCUCCCCUUUCAAGUGUCCCACCUGCAGGAAGGAAACCCCCGUGGCUGGAGUCAACAGCUUGCAGGUCAACUACUCCCUGAAAGGUAUCGUGGAGAAGUACAACAAGAUCAAAGUGGCUCCCAAGAUGCCGGUGUGCAGAGUGCACAGCGGGCAGCCGCUGAACAUCUUCUGCCGGACGGACAUGCAGCUGAUCUGUGGGGUUUGUGCCACCCGUGGUGACCACACCAAGCACGGCUUCUGCUCCAUCGAGGAGGCUUACUCCCAGGAGAAGCGGGCUUUUGAAACCCUCUUCCAGGGCUUCGAGACCUGGCGCUGCGGAGAUGCCCUCUCGCGGCUGGACGCCCUGGAAGCCAGGAAGAGGAAAGCUCUGCAGAUGCUGACCAAAGACUCUGACAAAGUGAAGGAGUUCUUUGAGAAGCUGCAGCACACCCUGGAGCAGAAACAGAACGAGAUCCUCUCCGACUUUGAGACCAUGAAGCUCGCGGUGAUGCAGGCCUACGACCCUGAGAUCAACAAACUCAACACGAUCCUGCAGGAGCAACGGACGGCUUUCAACAUCGCAGAGGCCUUCAAAGACGUCUCUGAACCCAUUCUGUUUCUGCAGCAGAUGCAGGAGUUCAGGGAAAAAAUCAAAGUGCUCAAGGAAACUCCUUUACCUUGCUCCACCGUGGACGUCAGCCCCGUAAUGAAGAGUUUUGAUACCAGCCAGUGGAACGAAAUCAAACUGGGUGACGUGGACAAGCUUGCCUUGCCUCAGGAAAACAGCCCCCUGAAGUUCAAGAUGCCCUCCCUCUUCUCACGCAGAUUCCUGGUGAACUCUCUCAUUUGCUUGCUGCUUCUCGCUGUCACCAGGAUGUCCUUGCUGGAGUCGGUGGUUGACAGUCUCCAGUGCUGGAAAUCUCAUGUCUUUACAGCUAGCAUGUCCUACUGGGCAGACACGGUGGAGAUAGCAGACCAUGCAGUCUUCUACUGGGAGCAGAUGACAGAUGGAGCUUCGCUCCUGAGAGAGAAGUGUAAAAACUAUACGCUGGUUGUACUGGAUAAUGUUGCACAGUUUGUGUGCAAGUAUAUUAAUGUCAAUGUAAGUGUAGACUAAGAGGAGAAAGUGUCAAAUCCUCACAGGUAAUAGUCAAAACAAGUUAUUUUGGGGUUGGUUGUUGUUUGUGGUAAGUGGGAGGUGGUUUGGAAAGAAUAAGAGGAGUUGUGGUUGAGCAGAGUGCUGUGCUGAGAAGGCUUCUGGAAGACCACCCUUCCAUUGCUAAAUACAGGGUGCACCAUUCACCUUCUGGCAUCACUUUCUGUCUGAGGAUCUCACUGAAAUAGGUAGAUGAUU
This is a messenger RNA of Dryobates pubescens (Downy woodpecker), 1480 nucleotides long. It is a transcript of the gene TRIM13, whose product is annotated as tripartite motif containing 13. Bases 2 to 1243 code for a protein of 413 amino acids. NCBI's taxonomy places the organism in Eukaryota, Metazoa, Chordata, Aves, Piciformes, Picidae. The record is from RefSeq and is a predicted model, not a curated record. The transcript has a single exon. Gene Ontology annotation, biological process: positive regulation of macroautophagy; positive regulation of canonical NF-kappaB signal transduction; innate immune response. Gene Ontology annotation, molecular function: zinc ion binding.